AUGGACAUAGAGAGUGAGGAUUCCGACGAGUGCGCAAGAGUCGGUCCAGAUGAAUCACGGCCUAGGUUCACGAUCGGGGAUAACAAUAAUAUGGAUUCAUCAAAUGAAACAAUUAUGUUUGAUGGCAAGUUAAUGAAAACUUCGACUCAGGCUGAUGAUUUGGCCGCCACGUGGGGUGGGAGAUGCUCUUUACCUGAUUCAGGAAGAUUAAGAAGGACUCACUCGUGGUCGGGAGAACCACCGGAUGAUGGGACAUCGAAGAUAAGGAUUCUAAGGGAACGAUUGGUACGAACCCAGACCAAGGUAAGGCCUGGUGCCAUUCGCCACUUCUCACGCUUACAACGACUGACAUUGUUUUCCUUAGCUCUAGUCGACUUCAUGAGUUUCUGUUCCAUGAGUAUUAUGGCGCCGUUCUUCCCAAAAGAAGCAACUGUGAAGGGAUUGUCCAACACGAUGUGUGGGAUGGUGUUUAGUUUUUAUGCAGUUAUCAUGUUUCUUACGUCGCCGUUCUUUGGAAAAUAUCUGCCGACCAUUGGCGUGAAAUUCAUGUUUACAGCGGGUUUGUUUAUGGCUGGCGCAUGUAAUGUUUUGUUUGGAACCUUGGCCCUUAUAGAAGACACGACGGUAUUUCUAGUGCUAUGCUUCAUUGUACGCGGCUUAGAAGCCCUCGGCGCAAGCGCAUAUUCAACAGCCAGUUAUGUAUACGUCGUUAAUGUGUUUCCCGAUACGAUUGGAUCUGUCUUGGGUAUCCUGGAAACAUUUGUUGGACUUGGCAUGUCUGUCGGCCCAGCUAUUGGAGGCUUGUUGUAUUCGAUCGGGGGAUUUGGCUUACCAUUUUACAGUCUCGGAAUAGUAAUGGUUUUAACUGUGCCGAUAAACAUGAUAUUCCUUCCAGAUUGUGAAGAAUACAUGUCUGGUUCCAAACCGGCGUCUAUACUGCAGCUGUUCAAAAUUCCAUCCAUAAUAAUAACUGGUCUAGUGAUUGUUAUCGUGUCCAAUACGUGGGCGUUUCUGGACCCAACUCUAGAGCCUCACUUAAGACAAUUCUCGCUUUCCACUGAGCAGAUUGGACUUAUAUUCCUACUGCUGUCCAGUUUGUAUGGAGUUUUUAGUCCAAUUUGGGGUUGGGUGGCUGAUCGGGUUCAUAACCAUUGGUGCAUGAUGGUAUGGGGUUUAUUUCUCUCGACGAUUGGGCUGCUUCUACUUGGACCAUCUCCGUACAUCCCUGGUCUGCCACCAGAUCUAUGGCUCGAUCUUGUUGCAUUAUCAAUAUUGGGAAUGUCCGUGGCGCUAACGCUAUUGCCCACGUUUCAAGGAGUCCUAACAAGUUCUAUUUACGAGGGCGGCUGUCCAGAAGCAAUCGCUACUUACAGCGCAGUAGCAGGUGUCUGGUCGUGUUGCUAUUCCCUCGGUGAGGUCCUGGGCCCCGCAGUUGGAGGGGCCCUAGCAGAAACAUACGGUUUUCCUUUCUGCGCAACGCUUUGCGCUGCUGCCUGUUUUACUAUGGGCGUUGUAACCCUUGCAUUCUUUUCUCUACGAGAGUCGUCCAAAUGGAUUGACGAGGACACUUUAUCGGACUCUAUCCCGUACUCGGACACAACGUGGAACAGCAAUAACUUCUGCAGGACAGCAAGCGCGCCAGCCAGUCAAAUGGCUGACAAUUCCCCUCUAUUAACAUCGAAUACCUGUACUUAUAAAAAUGGCUCUCACAACUACGGCGCUACAUCGCACAAAAUAUGUCUACAACACAAUAAAAACAGAAAAAGUGGGUCAGCGAGCGUCACUGAAACGCUAGAAUAUAUACUCAAAUUUCAGUACUUAACAAAUAUUUAUGUAAAAAUAUGGAAGCUUAAAAAUAGACACAGAAACGGAACGUUAAAAAGCGAGGAGCUAUAUCAGAAUUACAUGAACGAUGAAGAGAAAAUAAUCAGAAAUGAAAAGAAAGAGGAACCUAAUGUUAGCAAAAAUAAGAACGACGGAAAAUUAGGUGACAGUGUGUGUGAAAAUGAAUAUUGCUCGUUUAUAGAUAACGUGAUCUUCGGCCCUGAUUCGCAAAACAACAAUAGCGUAAUAAUGAAACGGAAUAACGCGGGUAUAGUUUCUAAAUUAACGAAUAGCGCCGAUGAGAGACGACCCACCGACGAAAUAAUAAGACACAAUUUGCAGAAAGUCCUAUUCUAUGAACAAAAUAGUCCCUGUACGUCUACUGAAGAUAUUUUUGGUGGAUGUGAAUGUAAAGAUGGUGUAACAUACGUGAGAGGUACAGUCACCGUUUCCUCAACAGGAGCCUGUGAAGUCUAA
Leptosia nina is the source of this 2301-nucleotide messenger RNA. Lineage: Eukaryota; Metazoa; Arthropoda; Insecta; Lepidoptera; Pieridae. The record is from the annotation of a GenBank genome assembly.